AUGGGCACAUAUACGCCAUUAAUAUACAAUAUAUAUAACGUUCAUAUAUGGGUAUUUACAGAGAGCCAGGGGCAAAUUGGACAGAUGUCUCCACGCGGCAAAAUGGAAACAGCAGUUUCACAAGGACAACACAAACAACUUAAAGAUGGUCACCAGCAUAAGGGAAGAAAACUCUCCGAGGAGAUCGCUUCUCUAUUGAGGCUCAAAGAGUGCAGGAGGCUCAAUCCUGCUAGUUACUAUACUCCACGUAGAACAUCGCAGUCACAAUCUCUCAGUGGAUCAACUUUUAAAGAGUAUAACGAGUACAUUAAUGAGAAAGAUUCAAGUAGAGCGCAGCGUCAAAACGCUGCCGCCGUUUUAAGCAAGCUCGCCCAUGACUUUUGGGAGAACGACUGUGUCAUUGACGAAGACAUAUUCGAAGAUUCGUCUGACGAAGAACAAUCAUGA
Saccharomyces cerevisiae S288C is the source of this 447-nucleotide messenger RNA. RefSeq names its product Spl2p (gene SPL2). Lineage: Eukaryota; Fungi; Ascomycota; Saccharomycetes; Saccharomycetales; Saccharomycetaceae. Bases 1 to 447 code for a protein of 148 amino acids. The record is from RefSeq and is marked reviewed. Gene Ontology annotation, cellular component: cytoplasm. The transcript has a single exon.